GACACGAUGUCCUGCGCGCAUCAGUCGAUCAUUCGCGUCAUUACCGUUUUUGCGUUCGCGCAGUCCAUAUAAUAAAAUUGUAAAUAAUUAUUGUCGCGUUGUUAUACCAAUACGUUUCGGCCGCCGAUACGAUUGUCGUAUCGUCGUCUCUGCACCGUCAAACGCCAGCAAUAAUAAUUAAAUAACAACACACCGCACCGCAAUAGUAUUGCACAACGUAUUGUAUACAGUCGGUUUGCGGAAACGACGGUGUUACGCUGCGCUUGCUUACAUUCUUCCCGAAGUUUCGUGCCCCGUCCCCCGCCACCAUACGUGUGUGAAACCUUUGAACUCUGUUCGCGCACGACAUCGCGACUAAAAUGACCGCGUCGGUGGUGACGCGCGACGAGACCCCGGCCGAAAACCAGCAGACGGUCGUGGCCCGCCCCUCGUCGGCGGUAGUCGUGAGGAGCGCGUACAAACAGUACGGUCAGACGGCCAUACUCAAAGACUUGAACCUGACCAUACCGACCGGAAAAAUAUAUGGGCUAUUGGGACCUAGCGGAUGUGGAAAAACAACUCUAUUGAGUUGUAUCGUCGGUCGUUUACAUUUAGAUUCCGGAGAGAUAAAACUUAAAGGCAAACACAUAUCUGACAUUGGAUAUAUGCCACAAGAAUUAGCACUGCACAAUGAAUUGUCUAUAAAAGAAACGUUUACGUACUAUGGUUACAUAUUUAAUUUAUCAAAUGAAGUUAUCGAAACAAGAGGCCGAGAACUAAAGGAGCUCUUGAAAUUGCCAUCAUAUAGUCUGAGUCUAAACGAGAUUAGUGGUGGACAACAAAGAAGAGUGUCCCUUGCAGUAGCAAUGCUCCACGACCCAAAACUGCUGAUUUUAGACGAACCUACAGUUGGCUUGGAUCCUCUGAUAAGCCAGAGCAUUUGGGAACUUUUAUUAAAUUUGACAUCGAAUGAAGGUAAAACUGUGAUAAUCACUACUCACUACAUCGAAGAAGCAAAACAGUCACAAAUGAUCGGCUUAAUGAGGAAAGGUACUCUUCUUUCCGAAGCAACGCCAACAGAACUUUUGACUUCAUGCAAUUGUUCUUAUUUGGAGGAAGCGUUUUUGAAGAUUUGCCAAAAUCAAGUGGCUAAGACAAACAGUUUCAAAAUACCAGUGAAACAACCUACAAGAAGGUUUUCUUAUGCCCGAGAUUUGCCGCCACCACCGUUGUUAAACAACACAUUAUUUACGGUUGGUCGUUUCAAAGCUCAGGUGUGUAAAAACAUUUACCUGUUGAGAAGAAACAUACCGUUUACUUUGUUUGUGAUCUUCUUACCACUGAUACAAACAGUAUUAUUCAAUAUCGCCUGUGGCCAUGAUCCGAAACAUUUGACUUUGGGUAUAUUAAACGAAGAGUCUGUAAACAAAUUGGGUACAUGUUCAUUGACGCAAACGAAAAAUUGUUUUUUGGACGGAGGUGUGCCAGUCAGUUGUCUGGUGUUGGAAAGAUUAAAAGAAAAGACUUUCGAAUUGGUUGACUAUCCCAGUGCGGAAGACGGCCAGUAUGCAGUGUCAGAAAAUAAGGUCUGGGGAUUUCUUCAUUUUUCGAAAAACUUCAGCACUAAUUUAGCAACCCGUUUUAAUGAUGGGGGAGAUAUAUCCGACGACAACAUAUUCGACAUGGGAUCAAUCCAAGCGUGGAUUGACAAUACAAAUAAGUAUAUGUACGACAUGAUUAAAAGAGACAUUUUCGACAGCUACACAGAUGUGGUUGAUGGUCUUUUCAGCAAAUGUAAUAUAUCAGAAAGAAUCGGAAACUCACCAAUCCGGUUCUUUGACCCUGUUUACGGAAACAAAAAUCCAAGCUUUAUACAUUACGCUUCGCCUGCAAUAAUAGCACUAUGUGCAUUUUAUCUCCCUGCAAUCUACACAGGAUCCACGAUUAUUUCUGAAAAAGAAGGAGGUGUCAUCGAGAGAGUAGUCUUAUCAGGAAUGAACUUCAUUGAAAUUGCUUUGGCUCAAGUAUUGGUACAAACGGUAUUUAUCUUCAUUCAAACUACCCUGGUAAUGCUGGUCAUGUUCGUUAUAUUCGACAACCCAUUCGUCGGCGACAUAUUUCCAUCAUUUUUGCUAUUAACAAUGAUCGGAUGCGGUGGAAUGUGUUUUGGUUUUUUCACGGCCAUUAUCUGUAAGACGACAACGGAGGCGGCGUUUCUGGGAAUUGGAACUAAUUUCCUAUUGAAAUUUUUAUGCGGACUUAUGUGGCCCACUGAGGGCAUCCAUUACCUGUUGCGCAGCAUCAGCGUCUACAUGCCGCUGACAAUGUCCACGGAAAGUCUGCGAUCGCUAACCGCCAAAGGCCUGGGCCUCCAGCAUCCUUCCGUGUACCUGGGAUUCAUGUCGAUCUUUUCUUGGAUACUCGUCUUCACGCUAGUGUCAUUUAUAAUGCUAAAACUCAAACGUGACGUGUGGACGAAAAGUUAAUGGCGCAUAAUUCACAUAAUAAAAAUAUUAAAAUUUAAAAAAAUACCUAAAAAAUCAUUAGGUAUACCGAUUUAUAUUGUUUUUGUUCCGGUGGAAACCACCAAUAGAUCGCGAAUGUAUCUACAAACUAUAAAUAAAUUAGCAUAUCAUAUUUAUUUAUAAUUAUACGCCAUGUGUAAUGGUUGUAAUGUUUUAAACGAUGUUUUUAUUUAUAAAUAUAG
This is a messenger RNA of Melanaphis sacchari, 2686 nucleotides long. Its product is annotated as ABC transporter G family member 23-like. The record is from RefSeq and is a predicted model, not a curated record. The transcript is spliced from 15 exons. Gene Ontology annotation, molecular function: ATP hydrolysis activity; ATP binding; ABC-type transporter activity. Gene Ontology annotation, cellular component: membrane. NCBI's taxonomy places the organism in Eukaryota, Metazoa, Arthropoda, Insecta, Hemiptera, Aphididae. The coding region runs from base 360 to 2465 and encodes 701 amino acids.